GUCCAUUUCAACUUUCUCCUACACUGCGCAGGUGCCUUACUGUGACCUUUGGCCUCCAUGCGUGCACAGUUCUGGAAAACAGUCAAGAUGGCAGUCUCCGAAGUCUCCAGCAACAAGAUGUUUGGUGGUUUUCAGAAGGUGUUCUCCCACGAGAGCACCUGGCUGAAGUGUAAGAUGAACUUCGGUGUGUACCUGCCUCCCCAGGCAGAGUCAGGGAAGUGCCCUGUGCUGUACUGGCUGUCUGGUCUCACCUGUACUGAGCAGAACUUUGUCACCAAGGCCUGUGCACAGCGGGCGGCCGCCGAACACGGAAUCAUCAUCAUCGCUCCCGACACCAGCCCUCGUGGCUGCAACAUUGAGGGAGAGGAGGAUGGCUGGGACUUUGGUACAGGAGCAGGGUUCUAUGUGAAUGCCACAGAAGACAAGUGGAAGACCAACUACAGGAUGUAUUCAUAUGUUACUGAAGAGCUCCCAUCAGUGGUGAACAGUAACUUCCCAGUGGACUCUGACAGGCAGUCUGUCUUUGGGCACAGCAUGGGUGGCCAUGGUGCUCUGAUCUGUUACCUGAAGAACCCAGGGAAAUACAGGUCAGUGUCAGCCUUUGCCCCCAUCUGUAACCCCAUCUCCUGUCCCUGGGGACAGAAGGCUUUUUCUGGCUACCUGGGAAGUAACCAAGAGACAUGGAAGGAGUAUGAUGCUAGUGAGCUGGUGAAGAAGUACCAAGGUCCUCCAGUGGACAUACUCAUUGAUCAGGGCACAGCUGAUAACUUCCUGCCCGCUGGCCAGCUGCUGCCGGAUAACUUUGUAGCCGCCUGUGCGGAGAGUAAGGUUCCUGUGGUCCUGAGGAUGCAGGAGGGCUAUGACCACAGCUACUACUUCAUGGCCUCGUUCAUGGAUGACCAUAUCAAGCACCAUGCUAAACACCUGAAGGCCUGAGUCAACACUCACCACCUGGCUGCCUACACUAAGGACAACCCUCAGCAAUAGCUUCCCUUUAUUAGCCUUGUGUCUAAACUUAUUUUAGCUGCAGAGUCUCUUAUGUCCUCUCUAUUUGCAGAAAAAUUUAAGAUUACUGGGUAGUUAAAGUAGGUUUGGACACCAGGCUACCCUUCUAUGUUUGCUCUAAGAUUCUCCAAAGAUGUGUGCUCUUUGCCAUACAAUAUGGACAUUGAUUUUACUAGUAUCUAUGAUACACAAUGCUGAUUUGUCAUGCUACAAAAUGUCUUGAUUCUAAAUCUUGUAAGGAUGUAACUGCUGUAUGGCAGUGUGAGCUUUUGGAAAGCUUGUGUGACUUGAACAAGCAAUCAAGGGUAUGUUAAUUACAAAUUGUAAAACAAUUUUUUGACGUUUAGAGUGGUAUGGUAGAGCAAAGCAUAUGUUAGCCUGGGGGAAGUGUGGAGGCAAUAAAUGACAC
Messenger RNA from Branchiostoma belcheri (Belcher's lancelet), 1414 nucleotides. RefSeq names its product S-formylglutathione hydrolase-like. Gene Ontology annotation, biological process: formaldehyde catabolic process. Gene Ontology annotation, molecular function: S-formylglutathione hydrolase activity. The record is from RefSeq and is a predicted model, not a curated record. Gene Ontology annotation, cellular component: cytosol. The transcript has 10 exons. The coding region runs from base 58 to 936 and encodes 292 amino acids. Lineage: Eukaryota; Metazoa; Chordata; Leptocardii; Amphioxiformes; Branchiostomatidae.